ACUUCCGAUGCCAGCACAACACCCAUCCUCGCAGUUCCACGGCUGAUAGCAGGAGUGGUUCCAAAAAUUGUGAUUGCCCAGCAGCAAUGCUUACCAUAACUGUGAAGAGAACAGAAUUCAAACAGAAGUCUAGGGCUUCGGUUGAAGAUCCUCAUCUGCCUAGCCUCCCAGGUGUUCUUCAGUUUAAAAACUUGCACAACCAUGAACUCAUCUCUGAUGACAGUCUGAGAGAGCGGGACGUGCCUAAUGAAGCCAAGCAGAUGCUGCUCGAGCUGUUCCAGAGUGGCCGUUCACCAUCAUCUGCCCUUGAAGCUCUCGAGAUUGACCUUGAGUUCUCGGAAGGAGAUAACUACGUCUUUGCGGCAGCUGACAGAGCACAGUUACCUGAUGCUGGCUACUGUUACAGGUUGUAUUACCAGAUUUUCAAGAAGGCAUUUGGAGCUCCGAGUGGUGAACAGAUGCUGAAAGACCUGGAGAAGCACGACGAGGAGUACAACUGCCGGAACGACAAAGAAUUUUUUAAGUUUAAGGACACAUAUGAUCGCCGCCAUGCUUGGGCUGUUAGCCUGAGGGAAGAGUUACCAAUACGUGGCGAUAACACCAAUAACUAUGUCGAGGCAGCUAUGCGAAUUCUUAAAGACAAAGUGUUCAACGGUGUUAAGGCUUUCAAUGUUGUGCAGCUUCUGGACUUCAUGCUCACCAGGUUCGAGGCCUACUACGUGCGUUGA
Lineus longissimus is the source of this 728-nucleotide messenger RNA. RefSeq lists its product as uncharacterized. The record is from RefSeq and is a predicted model, not a curated record. The coding region runs from base 87 to 728 and encodes 213 amino acids. Lineage: Eukaryota; Metazoa; Nemertea; Pilidiophora; Heteronemertea; Lineidae. The transcript is spliced from 4 exons.